UACACAUAUAUAAUACAAAGUAGUUCGUCUCUUUCUCUCUCUAUCGAGAAGGCGAUUGCAGAGAACACUCAGUACUGUAAAAGAGAGAAAAGGAGAGAGAAUUCAAGAACUGAGAAAACGAUAUCUGAGAAGUUUUCUUUUUAACAACACAUAAGAGGGUCUGCAAUUUGAUUUGAUGAAUAUGAUGGUGAUGAUGAUAUCAUGGAAGUAGUAAAUUCAAGAAAACCUAGUGAAUUAUUCUAUGUCACAAGAUUAUAUGUUCAAUUUCCCACAUGGGUUCCAGAGAUCAACGUCAGCUCAAGAUCAGAUCCGGAGAUUAGAAGAAAUGGAUGAGGGACAUGGUGGUUUACCGGCGGUGUACGAGACCGGAGCCGGGAUGUUGUCCGAAUUGUUCAGUUUCCCAACUGCUACAACAAAUACCAAUACCAAUUCCGAAUUGUUGGUGAACCAGAUGAAUAAUUACCAACAACACAAUCGCGUAAACCGGUCGGUAACCGGUGGAGAUUGGUAUGGUAACACCACCGCUCAAGCCAUGCAACUUUUUAUGACAAACCCUAAUCAAGAAUCACCAUCUGCCGAUUCUACCCUUCACCAUCAACAAAACUUUGGAACCGGACAAGGGCAUUUUGGUCCUUCAACACAAUUCACAUGGGUUGCUCCGGCUGGUGGUACUACAUCUCAUGAUGGUGAAACCGUCGGUGGUGUUCUUGAAGUCCCCCUUUCACUUUCAUUAUCUUCUGCUAAAAUUGAGGACUUGAGAAUUAAUGAUGAUUCGGCCGCCGCUGGAAUGUUGUACUUUAAUCAAGUUAGUGGUGGUGGUGGUGGUGGUGGUGGCGAUCUUUACCGGAAUUUGCAUAUGGGUCAGACCAACCAUCCGAUUCAUAUCGGGUUCGGAUCGAAUUCAUUAGGAGUUGUAAAAGUGCUUAGAAAUUCAAGGUAUGUGAAGCCUGCUCAAGAAUUGUUGGAAGAGUUUUGUAGUGUUGGAAGGGGCAAUUUCAAGAGAAACAAAUCCGGGUCAAAACAUAAUAAUUCGAAACCGAAUCCGAGUAAUAGUAGCGGCGGUGGUGGUGCAUCUUCUUCUUCAUCUAAAGAUCUCCCUCCUUUGUCAUCAGCAGAGAGAAUUGAGCAUCAAAGAAGAAAGGUCAAACUUUCUUCCAUGCUUGAUGAGGUGGAUCGGAGAUAUAACCACUAUUGUGAGCAAAUGCAAAUGGUGGUGAAUUCUUUUGAUUUAGUGAUGGGCUAUGGAGCGGCGGGGCCAUACACUGCAUUAGCACAAAAGGCCAUGUCUCGCCAUUUUCGUUGUUUAAAAGACGUGAUAUCGAGCCAAUUGAAUCACAGCUGCGAGUUAUUGGGAGAGAAAGAUCCGAGUACUUCUGGUGUCACGAAAGGCGAGACACCGAGACUUAAGUUGUUGGAACAAAGCCUGAGACAACAAAGGGCAUUUCAUCAAAUGGGCAUGGAACAAGAAGCUUGGAGACCUCAAAGAGGCUUGCCUGAACGUUCUGUCAACAUUUUAAGAGCUUGGUUGUUUGAGCACUUUUUACACCCGUAUCCUAGUGAUGCUGAUAAACAUUUGUUGGCUCGACAAACUGGAUUGUCAAGAAAUCAGGUUUCAAAUUGGUUCAUAAAUGCAAGGGUCCGGUUGUGGAAACCCAUGGUGGAAGAAAUGUACCAACAAGAAAGCAAAGAAGAAGAAGGUGACCACCAUCAAGAUCAUGAAAACCUAGACCAAGAAAACAACUCAGAAAACAACAUUAAUUACAAUAAUAAUCAACACCAAAAUGGUCCACCUUCAUUAUCUUCUUCAUCUGCACUUGCACAAACUCCAAUGCCUCCACCUCUACUACCACCAGCUACCACCACUGCACCACCAGCAACAAGAUCCGAAAUCAAUGACCCUGAAAAUGACCCAUCAAUCCUUGCAAUCAAUACUCAAAACUGCUACUCAGAAAACCAAGCUACUGCCAUGUCAUACACUUACACUCCUAUCAAUCUCCCCACAACCACCACCACAUCCACUGGAAACACUACCACGGCCCUGCCACCCUUUCCGGCCACACAUGAGGCCGACACCUGCCGCCGUGAUGAUGCGGCGGACAUAGGUUCGACACUGAUAAGAUUUGGAACCACUGCUGGUGACGUGUCACUCACAUUAGGGCUACGUCACGCCGGAAACCUACCGGAGAAGACAUCGUUUUCAGUUAGAGAGUUUGGGGGGUGUUGAAUAUUUGUUACGUGUCUAUAAGGUACCUAGUAAUUUAAAUUAAUAUUUUUAGGCAAAUGUUAUACCGAGAAGAUCAUAAUUUUCUUUCUUUUUUGUUACUCUAUAUAUAUUUUCUACAUGUAAAACAAAAAAUCUGAAAUUGUAUAACAUGGUAAAACCAAAAAGGUAGUAGUGUAUGUGUUAAUAACACUAUUUGGGUCUAUUAUAAUUCUAUAGCACUAUAAUAUAACUAGUACGUACUUACCAUGUAUAUUUCUUGAUUUUCUCAUGUAUGAAAUUAACGUUUGCCC
Molecule: messenger RNA, 2514 nt
Organism: Helianthus annuus (common sunflower)
Lineage: Eukaryota; Viridiplantae; Streptophyta; Magnoliopsida; Asterales; Asteraceae
Product: BEL1-like homeodomain protein 4
Exons: 5
Coding region: 242-2224 (660 amino acids)
Biological process (GO): regulation of transcription by RNA polymerase II
Molecular function (GO): DNA-binding transcription factor activity, RNA polymerase II-specific; RNA polymerase II cis-regulatory region sequence-specific DNA binding
Source: RefSeq, a predicted model, not a curated record